This is a messenger RNA of Paramuricea clavata, 12163 nucleotides long. NCBI's taxonomy places the organism in Eukaryota, Metazoa, Cnidaria, Anthozoa, Malacalcyonacea, Plexauridae. The record is from the annotation of a GenBank genome assembly.
CUACGAAGCCUACAUUAUCAGAAAGAAAGAGUGCUGGUAUGGGUUUGAAUGCGGCAAGCAUCUUAUUUCUUGGACUGGUUGCUGGACUAGUGCAGUUUACUCAUGCAGGUAAAUUACUAUUAAAAUUUAAUUCAGUUUUUUGUUUUUUAAAUUAUGAUAUUAACUGCAGUUUUGAUAAAAUAUAGGUGUGGCAGGUAGUUUAUUUAGAAUGAUUUAAUUCUGUAGUGAAAUACGACAUCAUUUAACAUAAAAAAGAUUGUUCUAUUUGACCCUCUCCCCCCCCCCCCUCCCGCGCCCAACACCCAUCACAAGAACGUUAGUUUUAGCCUCAUUCAUUUCUAAUUGAAAAAUGUGGUUGUGCGCCAAAAGUUUUGUAUAUUUAAUCUAAAUUUCUACAGCUGCUGCAGUGAAAAAAAUACUUUACAUCAUUUUAAAUUGGAACUAUUCUUCUACUUUAUCCCAUUUCACAAGAAUCUGCUCAGCCUAAAAUGUUCUAUCAUUCACUUAUAAAAUGUUCUAUUAUUCGUUUAUGAAAUAAGGUUUGUUCUGUUAGUUUUCCAAAUGGAGGUUUUGAAGAAAAAAUCUUUGCAGCAAAAGUUAAUUGAAUUACAAGUUUUUACGUAAUAAUUUACAUUACCUUCUACUUACAGCUCACCAGCAUAUAAGCAAGAUAUAGUCUUGCAUCACUAGAUAAUCACAAUUUUUAGUUUCAUUCCUGCAUUCGCGCGGAUUAUUUAGGUUUGAAUGCAAUGAUUUUGAAACAUGUCGAAAUAUCACCGCAUAUUAUGCUGCGCGGCUUGUGAUAUUUAAUGCAAUAAUGGACGUUCCUAUUGGGAGUUGUCUAUGUUUCGUUUUCCAUGCAAUUCCCAAUGGUGGAAGAAUGUGAUUUCGACCGGCAAUUCGUAUUUGACGAGUAUGUGGCCAUUUCUCAUCGUUACGAUUUAAAAAGAGUAUCAUUGAAAAGCUAAAUAACUGCUCUUUCGUCCUAUGUAAAAAUUGAAUUGUUUAGCCACGUUUAUGAUGCACGACAGCCUGUUGAAUUUCCAUAGCAUUUUUUUUAGACACCCUCAAUUGAAUAUUUAGUUGUUCCGAACAGCUUUUCCCAUGCAUGACCUGAUACCAGUGGACACACUUGACACCAUGCAGAAUGCGACGUAUGAAACCACGUCGCACUUUCGUCACACCUUAGUUUGCAUCAUGCGACCAGGCAAAUGUACACGGUCGACCGUAAUCCAAGACGUUUGAAAUAGGCCAAAUCUACAAUUAAUCCUCCCUAGAGGUUUUCACAAUUUUAUCAACUAUAUUUAUAGGAACAAGCUGAGGCAUGUCUAGGCAUUUCAUAAUGAAAAAAAUCCAACAAGCACAGGCUUGCAUAUUCCUAUUUAACUUGGCUUAAACUUGUGUUAUUUUAAAAAUAAACAAAGUAAGACAUUUAAAUACAUUCAAUUUACUUUGUUUGUCCAUGUUGGUGUUUUAAAUUGACAGCCAGAUAGUUGUAUUUACUGACAGCGACCAAACUUCAUUCAUAUUUUAAUUAAAACGUCAAGACACCUUUUCCCCAUGCCGAUGUAGGUUUUUUGUGAAAGUGUUUAAUCACAGUAAGUAAAUAAUUGAAUGAUUGUCCGGUCAAUUUCCAUAUUAACAACCUGAAUUUAAAUAUGAUCUUAAUCCUAGCCGUAAUCCAAACCUUAAUCGCUAAUCCCAACUCUAACCCUAACUUUGGUCAUAACGCUAAUCCAGUGUUUAACACACUGAGUCCGUUCCCUCAAACAUUUCUUACAAAUCCUCCAAAGCUUAUAUAAUUUUCCUGUGCAAAUUCCUACUGUGAUCACAGAAACUUUGAUAGUGUACACCAGCCUUUAACAUGCAGCCUUUGUGAGCAGCCUUUGGAUUAGUUAAUUGUUCAAUUUUGACUACAAAUUGUAUUUUUUCUGUUGUUUUGUAUGUACAACGUAAGCUUUGUCUUGUAAUAUUUUGAUGGGACUUAUGUUAUGUUCUGAUUGUUAAGUAAUUAAAAAAAAAAAAAAAUCCUGAUGGCAAAUCAACCUCUCCCCCAGUGAAAUGUUAACCUCCAAACAGCUUUUGGAAUUUACCAUGGCACAUGUAAGCACAGUACUGAGUUGGGGAGUGGGAAGUUUAUCAAAAGGGUUCUGUGAAUUUUGUGUACAUGUAAAAGGAAAGGUAAAAAUGCUGUGCUGAGUGGUUAUAUUACUACCUUAAAAAAUAAGCAGAAACUCGACGUUUCGAGCGAAGGUCCUUCGUCAAGAGUUAGUAGCGAAGUUGACGAAGGGCCUUAUUUUUUAAGGUAGUAAUAUAACCACUCAGCACAGCAUUUUCACAUUGGUACUACCCACACUGGUACAGACAGUUUUAGAAGAAAAGGUAGCCAGUUAUGUCCAACAGUUCAAAAUUGCAAAUCAUUUCGAGAUAUUUGUCUUAUUAAUUCCUAGAAUAUAACGAUGCAAUACAAUCCAGCUACUGUGGUGGGAUAAAAUACAACCAAUCUGCUGACAUUUGCUGCAGUGGUAGUAUUAUCUCGAGACGAGGAGAUCAUGAUGCGUGUUGUCAUGGAGACUCGUAUCUUAGCGACAGCCAAGUGUGUUGCAAUGGCGCCAUCAUACCCAAGACUACGGCGGGAUGCGAUAUUCCGAAUGUUUGCCGACAAUCUCCGACGCGAUUCCUAACUAAAACCCAGGCCUGUUGUGGCGGUGUUUUGUACCCACGUAGCAAAGCAAAGGAUAACGGUUGCUGUCAGAAUGUGGCGCCAUUUAAAUACAAGGACGAAAUCUGUUGUUUCGGUACAGUGCACGCACGACACGGAAACGCGAAAUGCUGCGGCACGCGAGCUUACGAUUCGGACACGCAAAUGUGCUGCGCGGGCGAGAUUGUGACAAAGACACUUCAAGGAUGUCCAGGAUUAAACACUACAAUUGUGGAUAUUUGCAAGAAGUCCCCCACUCCACGGUUUUUCCGCAAAGAAGGCUACGGAUGUUGUGCAGGCCAGGUAGGGAUGAAGAUUCUAUCCUUGAACGAUCAAUGCCAGCGUAGACGUCGAAGUUUUACUUGUAUUUUUCAAUUCGUUGAAUCCAUCUCAACCCAUAAAGUUAUAAUUUAUAUAUCAUAAUUGAGUUUUUGAUAAAGAUAGAGCAAAUACGAUAAUUUGGCUUAUGUCCUCAAUACAGUCAGUUUUAAAGGUGUGUCCCACUUUAGGGUGAAACUCGAAGCGUGUCAAGCUAUAGAUUCUGAAUUAUAUAUUAUGAUACAAUCGGACCCCUCCAAUACGGACACCAAAGGGAAACAGUCCCAUAUAGAAAUUACAAUUAGACUGUAAGAAACUGUGCGCAGUUUUUGCAGCAAAAAGCUCAAAUUUACACAACAAAAUGAGAGGUAUCUGUAUUAUAGAGAGGCAUCCGUGUUAGAGAGGUGACCGUAGAAAUAAUUUCAACUUCAAAUAAAUAUAUAAUGUAUUAUAUAUUAAAUAAAUCAUAUAGAUUAUCUAAAAACUUGGUAUUUCCACAAUAUAAUAUGUUUAUGUACUAUUUAACACAUGAGCAGGAAUGCACUUCUGCUUGUGUUUUAAAUGGCCUAGGGAAACGAUCCAUCUGAUGAGAACACUGACGAAGUAAUUCUUAAAAUCAACGUUGUCCGCUAAGCCGAGAAAAUCAAAGCUAAAGUUUAUGUAAAUGAACAUGAUUUUUUAUCACAUAUAAAACUACCGACACAGCAGUGAUUUUCUUUGUCUUUUCCUCAUAAAUUAUUAAUGAGUUUUUAAAAUUUUAUAAUUCUUGUAUAGUUGUUCACUGUGAAUGUUGCAAUGACUCGACGCCUAGGUUGUUGUAUGAACAAAUUUAUUUUCGACGGGAAAGCGUACAAGUGCUGUGGCGGCAACUUAUACAAGCGUAGUGCCAAGAUGUCUUGCUGUGGUGACCGGAUAUAUGACAGAAAUAAACACAUAUGUUGUGGAGGCAAACUGACUGAGAGAAUGAACAAUACCAGAUUAGAAUGCUGUGACGACAAAGCCGUUUAUCAUCUGUUCACCGCAACAUGCUGCGGAGGCAAGGUAUAGAGACUGAGCUCUUAUAUAUAUCUGGAGCGAUAACUCGAGUUCAAAAAGUGAAAAUAUCACCACAUGUGGAAAUCUGUGUGGUGUUUUUUCCCACAUAUCGAUUUAACAUGUGAAAAUUUGUAUAGAUGUGAACAUUUUAUAUGUGGCACCUUAAAAGUCAACAUUCCACAAAUAGUUUCUCUCCUCUGUUAAGGUGUAUAAAAACAAUGCGGUUACGAGGUAUGGCUGUUGCGCAGAACAGCCUUACAACCGGAGCUCCGCUAUAUGCUGCGGGAACAAAUUGACAGACAACCCGGACAGAGUACUUGGUUGUUGUGGUGAUGGGCAUGGCAAUGAUGUGGUUAUGAACUACAGACAUCAGUCGUGUUGUAAUAGAACUGUGAUAAAUCUUAAAGACGGAAAAGGCUGUUGUGGAGAACAAGUUUACGAUCAAAAGACAUCUAUUUGUUGUCAUACAGGAGAUUGGACAACGAAGUAUAUCAUUAUUAGGGUUUCAAUAAUAUUGUAGUUAUUAUAGAAAAUUAUAGUUAUUUCACCAUGCUCCAGUGUUACUACAGGAGGAAAUGUGAAGCAAACUAGCUUUAUUUACACUGGGUAGCUCUAUCAGUUCUGGAAUGCUGUUCCUCCAGGUCUGAUAUCUAACAGCUUGCCAACAAGAUGUGUUCGCAUUGCAUGUUCCCAGUUUUUGAAAAGUGUGGAACAAUAGUCGUUAUCAUCUUGUAACAAGGUUAAUGAGGUCAACAGGCUUGCAACAAUUUGUUCCAAACACUAUUCAGAUAUCGUCUAUACGUAACAACGUAGCAACCUGUUACGAACAAUUGUAUUAGACCUGUUGGAACAACUUGCAGCAAAUCUGUUACCAUGAAGACAACUUGUUCCAACAAGCACUGCGUACACAACGGCUUGACAACAACCUUGUUACUACUUGUUUGCAGAUCUUUAACAACUUGGUGAAAGUCACAUAGUCUAAGCAUUGUCCCACCAACAAACACAAUCUACCAAGUAUUUUCCCUAUUUUCAGGCCAAACUUGCUGCCAAAAAAAGAUCACAACUCAGCAUGUUGUGCAGGAAAGCUAUACGAUUGGUCAAACCAAAUUUGUUGUAAUGACAAAACUGUCGCUGAUCAAAACUCGCGGUAUAGUAUAAGAUGUUGUGGAAGCCAGUCCUAUGACAGUCGAAGUAUGACUUGCUGCAACAGACAACUAUAUGACGGCAAGAAAUUGUGCUGUGGAGAUAAGGUAAUAUGAACAUGAAGUUUUCUUUCUUACACAAUGACCAAAGAACCUCACAUUUGAAACAAUUUGACAAUCUGAGGGUUGGUUUGACAAUCAGAUUCUUGUUCUGUUGACCAUAUACCUUCAACCUCAUUUGUCCUUCAUCUAUAUGUGUUUAAUAUCUAUUUCUUCAUGUAUAAAAGGUUGUAAAGGUAAUACAUACAAAUAAAUAAAUAUAUUUAUGAGUUAUGUAAAAUAAGAUACAAUGUCGGUGACUUUCCAUACGUCUGGAGCAGCUGAGAAAACUAUAUAUAAGCUAUAUCCGGCAGAACUCGAAACUGCAGUCCAGCGAUUCCUGAACAACACUCUGACCACUGAGCUACAGCUGAUCCAGCUGCUACAGACCCAUUUUCACUCAAGAUUUUCACGGACAGAAAAUUUUCAGAAAAUAUCAUUGUUAAAAAUUGAAAAUUUUCAACUUCAAAAUUUUUUCCCGACGAAAAAUUUUGGUCCACCAAUCAAAUUUUGCCAAAUUUUCCAUCUGCGGAAAAUUUUCCUGAGCGGAAAUGGGCCUUAAGAGCUAUAGCCACAAUUUCAUGUAUAUACUAGUUUCAAGAUUUGGGUUAGGACGUUAGCGUGCAUGGGGUAGGGUUAACUAAGAUUUGGGUUAGGGUAAAGAUAGGAUUAAGAUUUGGAUUUCAUUCAUUAGGAAUUCAAUUAGUUUUUCAAUAAAAAAUGUCAAUGUGGAAAUUCACAAGUGCUCUUGUUUAAAUCAGAUACAACCGGUUCAUCCUGGACAAUUUGGAUGCUGUUGGAAGAAGCCGUAUAAUUAUAGCACUGAGUCUUGUUGCAAUGGAGUGAUUCUUCGUCGUGAUUCUGGAGAGUUAUGUUGUGAAAACACCGUGGUAAAAAUGCCUCCGGAGAUCAAAGAUCCUAGCUGUUGUAGAAAACUCGGAUAUGAUUAUGAGAAACAGGUAUGAAUGAAGUGAAUCUUAUAUAUAACUGGAAUUGUAAUAUUGCACCGUUAACAUGGCCUUAAGUAACGAAACACGCGUUCAAAAGUGAUACCAUUGGCGGUUAUGACUACAUUCAAAAUUUUUAUUUUUCGAUACGUUUCUCAACCAUUUUCCUUGUAUUAUUUGCACUGAUAACGAUACGCGCUUACGGAUUGAAAGAUUGCGGAAUAAACAUGGUGUUCUCCACACAAAAAAACAAAACAAAACAAAACAACACAAUUUCACUGAAAUUUUCUUAUGUACAGGUUUGCUGUAAUGGUACAAUCUACCCAUCAUCAGACUAUGUAUGUUGUCAGAAUAAACUUCAUCAUCGUGAAGGUGGAACAAGGCUGAGAUGUUGUGAUGAUAAGGCAUUCAAUGAACAAACCCAAGUUUGUUGCAGAAACAAAGUCACCUCAGUUGCAAGCCCUUACUCAACGAGCUGCUGUGGCGAGACACCGUAUAAUUUCUUCAACGAGCAAUGCUGUGACUCAAAAGUCACUUCAACAAGAAAGUACCUGUGCUGUGAUGGACGAUCGAUUGCAAAGAUGGGCGAUCAGAACCUAGCAUGCUGUGGGAAAGGAGUGUAUAAUAUGAUCAAAGGCGUUUGCUGUGAAGGAACAUUCCAUGCUGGGGAUCCCAACCGUUUGUCUUGCUGUCGUGCCAGAACAUAUGAUAGCCAUACACAGGUAUUUAGUAGUCGGUGGAAAAUAUCUUUCAGUAACGUUCUGAUAUAAAGUUUUGUGGUGCAAAUGCGGCCCAGUCGUACGUUACUGGGUAAACUUGCAGGUUGCAGGUUUAUUUAUUUAUUAAGCUUUCGUCGUUCAACGACCUCUUUAGAGUAAAAUCCUGCAUGAAAUCUUCCCUGGGCUUAGUUAUUUCAGCCAUGCUUGAAUGGGGCUUAUUUGAAGGAGUUGGAGGGAGAGGGGUUCUUUAUAGAAAAUUUAUGAUAAUGGAGAAUAAAAGGUAGAAAUCGUCUUAUAAUACGGAAGUAUUCAGAGCUGUGUUUUCGUCUGUUCAAGAACCUGCUUUUUCUGAUGUAAGUGGUAGGAUUGUUUAGAGAUCACUCAGAUAAUCGUACUUUCUUUUAAAGAUGUCCAUCACAUAAAAUACUUGACUGAAGCCCAUCUACAGCUCAAUGAGUGCAUCCAUAUUUUCCUUUAGACAUGUUGUUCAGAUCAAAUUAUCUCCAGAAAUGAUUCACUCUGCUGUGAUAAUCAGAUCAUAAAAAAGACAGGUCCAACUCAGGAAUGCUGUGGUAACAAGGUACAUAACUACAACACACAUUUAUGUUGUCAUACCUACAAAGAAACUAUCUUAUAUCCGCGUAAUGGUUCCACCGAUCUCUUCUGCUGUGAUGAAAAAUCUUAUCAUUAUUCAAAUCAAAUUUGCUGUGGUGGUCAGGUUUACUCCAAGAAUAAAUAUAUAUGUUGUGACAACAAGGCCUAUCCUACCAAUGGCGUGAAACUGGGUUGUUGCUAUGGUAAACCCAUUGACCGUAGCAAGCAAUUGUGUUGUCCCAAGCUUGGUGUGGCAGAUGUGGAUGAUAAAGACAAAGCGAGGUGUUGUCCUGCAGGUAGCAUUUCUUCUAUAUUUACUGUUGAAUGUGCAUAAUACUUGGCAUAGCAAUAGUGCAAUUCAGUCACGUUCCAGUGAUAAGGUUCCUGUACCUUUUUGAAUAAUAUUUAGCCUAACAAUAGUGCCAUCCUGUCAUGAUUAUAUAACCAGUUGUUAGUUGAGCAUGAUUAGAUCAUGUAGAGGUAGAAAAUGUUCUUGAUUUAAAUGCGAUAAACUUAGAUGAUCUGAUAUUGUAAAUGACUCAUCAUUGAGUUCAGUGUGCAAAGAGCAUUCAGAGGUAGUACAUGUCCUUGAAUGUGAGCUACUCUAAAGUGGUCUGUUGUUGUACAGAAAUCACUGCAGGGUUUAGCAUUAGAUCAUACAGAGGUAGUACAUGUUCUUGAAUGUGCGCUACAUUAAUGUAAUCUGAUGCUGUAAAGAACACACUGCUGAGUUUAGCAUGGUUAUAUCAUGCUAAUACAUGUUCUUGAAUGUGAGUUACCUUAACGCAAAGUGAUCUGUUGUUGCACAGAACUCACUGCUGGGUUAGAUCAUCCAGUGGUAGCACAUGUUCUUGAAAGUGGGACAGGAAAUGAUCUGACUAGUACAGAAUAGAAUAAACAAAGUUACCCUGUGAUGGAUUUUGUCGACUCCAUUAAUAAUAUUGGUCGGGAAAGUGAAAGUGCUUAUAUAUGAAACACUCAGAGAUCAUCUAUACUUUGUAGGAGUCAUACAGGACUACAGAAAGAGCUUUUGCUGCAAUGAUCAAAUCGUUGACUACAAUGGCAACGGGAACUUGAGUUGCUGUGGUUGGAAGACAACAUACGACAUGCGUACCCAGAUCUGUUGUUACGGGAAACUUUACCCGAGGGGGAAAUCGGCAACCUUAAGAUGUUGUCGUGAUAAACCCAUGGAUUACACCAGUCAAAAAUGCUGUAACGGAAAUCUCAUUCCCAAAGCCCGGAGUUUGUGUUGCUACGGGAAAAGUUACCUAACGAACGGCAGUAAGACCCUCGGGUGUUGUGGCAAGACAAUGUAUGAUAGUAAAAAGGAAAUAUGCUGUAAUCAAAAGGUAGAAGUUCAUCAAAAUAUUCUUUUUAAACGAAUUCAUUAAUAAAGCCGUGUCCACAUCACUUUCCUACGCAGAACCACUUUAAGUACAUGAAGUACAGUCUAUAACAGUGCAUGAAGUUUCGUCAACGAGCGAAUUGAGCGCAUGACAUUACAAAUAUAUUGACCAAUCUGACCAUUUCUCGGUAAACAUUCGAAUAUUGACCGGCUUUGCUAGUAUUUAGGGCCUACAGUAAUUAGCCUUUUCCCAAAAGAGAUCACAAUGCAUUCUGGGAUCGUAUGGAGGGACAAAAUAUAUGGUGACAGACGUCAAAUAUGUAAAAGAUAGAAGUACCUACUAUCAAAUAUCAACUUUUUAGGCGACCAAAAAUGAUCUCCUUUUUACAUUAAACAUUUAAUUUAAAUGUGUGCUAUCAUAUUUCUUGUCCCUCCAACAAGGGAUUCGCGCGACUAGAUCCAGGACUUUGGGAAAUGGCUAAUUGGUUUCUACUGUUGUGGUGUCCCCCACCAUUCAUAAUUAGUUGUACACGUUGUGGUGUUUGUGGUUGUUUAUGUCACGUGGUGUGUUUGAAUUUGGCGAAGUUUAACAAAUAAAUAAAUACCUUAUUAUAGGAAAUUAACGAUGCACUUUAUUAACGCGACAUAAAUUAACGCGACAUCAAAUUAACGCGGAUUGCUUCUAGGUCUUUUAAAACAUGAUUAUAUUAACGCGAAUCCGAUCUCCAUGGUUGACAAAUUAAUUAAAUUAACGCGAAUCGGAAAAUAUAGACACAACAACAACAAAGGUUUAAUGUUAAGAGGAGCACUGAUGUUUUUAGUUUACGUUAAUAUGCUGCAUUUUGAUAUAAAAAGAGUUAGUGUUAUAUAAAACAAAUCUAGGUAUUUUUAACUAACGAUAAAUGAAAAUUACAUACUUAAAAUUAACGAUCACAUAAAUUAACAUUAAUUAAAUUAACGCGAAUUUUUAAAAUCCGCGUUAAUAAAGUGCAUCGUUAAUUUCCUAUAAUAAGGUAAAUAAAUAAACAUUCUACAACUCAAUAUAUUUCAUGACAGGUAUCACCGACGAAUGACAAAAAAAUGCAAUGCUGUGGAGGCCAGCCCUACGACACGAGUAAAUAUGUAUGUUGUUACAACAGAUUACAACCAAGACUUGGGCCUAAGACAUACUGCUGUUCACAGAAAUCUUACAACGCGGAAACUCAUUACUGUUGUUGGCCUAACAUUACCCUCAGACCAAAAUUCCCUACAACACGUUUCAUCCAAUGUUGUGCAGGAGUUGCUUACGAUUUUGACCAACAGUUUUGUUGUUCUAACAAAAUCUACCAAAAGAAACUGAACGGAUCCGACCACAGUUGUUGUGGGGAGCAGGUUUUUGACAAAGCUAAAGAUUUAUGCUGCUGGCCUAAUAUGUACCCAAAUGGUCUGUCCAGUAAAGUGUGUUGUGGCGGGAAAGCGCAUGAUCAAGACCCUCGGGUUAUAAGCUGCUGUGGUGCGGACCUCUACAAUACAAGGAAAGCGAUGUGUUGUUAUAAAGACGUGAUUCAAAGUAAAAAUUAUGGAAAUGACAGCAGGUGUUGUGGAAGCCUAGUUUAUGAUAGGAAGAAGAGAUCCUGCUGUGAUUAUUUGAAAGGACUUUUGUGUUGAUGCUCACGGAAAAGUAGAAACCGAAAAAAACUGAUUGACCAUGUUGACUGAGUGAUGACAAAAAUUAUUCAUUGAUUUCUUGAAUGAUUAGUGUUGAUUGGGUCAUUGAUUAGUGACAGAUAUAAUCAAACAGUAAAUUGAUUAAGGCAUAAUAAUUAUUACGUUAGAUUAUUUAUAAUAAUAAAUGUUCAUGCUUGAUCAAAUUGCUGGCUGUUUUUCCACCAUAACAAUCGAAAGUUUUAAUUUACCUCAGACAGUCCAUUUCCCGUUGUAGGUUAAGGCAAUCCCCUGGCCUGUCCCUUGUGCCCAAUAAAUAACAAUAACACUUAAACAGGAAUAUCAUUUGUACUCACAUAGAUCAUAAAUAUUUUAAGUAUGCUUUCAUAAACUAAAAUGCGUUAUAUAGUAACAAUCAGUUCCAUCUUUUCAUAUACAGACUACCAGUCCCAAAGUAUUUUGAACAGCGAUUUAACCGAUCAACAAUUGGCUUUACUGAAUAAUCAGUUUCGGUCAAUUUUAGUAUUCUGGGGGUAUCCUCGCCCCAAUCCUGCAAACGCGCACCCCAAUAAUGGUUCAGACGCAUUACUUGCGCAUCGCUAUCUAUUGUCUUACCAUCGCGCAUUUCAUUAUGAUGAACUUCAGCUGUGCGCAUUUGCGCAACCCGGAACACCGACUUUCCCAAGUCAUUCCCUUUUUUGUGCGUUCUACGUCUCAACCGCGCUAUAAGAAACGGGUUGUCUUGCGAGUCAAGUGGCUUUCCUAAAAACAGGUAGUUUUGUAGCGUUAUUUGCGAAACAUGUGGGUUUUCAACGGAGAAGUUGUGAAGAAAUCUUUGCAUAAAGUUAGGUUCCACGUCAAUAGGACUAAAUGGAUAUUCGUCAAUAUCUAUAGCCAUGUGCCAGGUUAGAUUACUCCCGUAGUUAUCAACACAGUCUUGGUAAGCAGAAAUCUGAGUGCCUUUUAUUGUAUAUGGAUUAUAUGCACUCCAGUCUACAUAUGUAAUGUAACCCGAUUGGACAAGCGGUAAAAGCACGUGAUAUUGUGAUUCCUUUUUGCCGACAUAAGCAUCGUAGACAAACACGUGAUCGAAGCCAGCAUAGCGAAGGUAGAAUAACCAUUGUAACAUCUCGCGACUUGAAAGUCCCGCGCGAUCAUGACGGUAUACACGAACCAGGAGAACUGCUGAUAACCGAUAGGGUGGGCUCAUGUGAUGGCGAUACAAAUUCUGGCAUUCCUGGGAUAUUGUAGGAUCUGAAUGGAUAUUUCUACCACCUGUGGAUAAAGAUGGAUCGGGCAUUCGUGCCGUCCUCUCAGUCGUUAUCAAUCCGUCUUGUGUCGUAUCAACAGGUUUUUCAGGUGGGGAAAAGCUCGUACGCGAGUCCCACGCUACAUCGCGCGAGUCUUGUCCGAUCCUACGUGAGUCCACGCGUGGAAGACGCGCGUUGAUGAAUGAGCUGCGCAUACUAUCAUGUUCAUCAUGCAUAGAAAACGCCGUUGGGAAAAUGAUAAAAAGAUUUGUAACUAAAGUGACGGAUAUAACGACGACCACAAAAUACCACAUUGUCUUGUAGCGGACAACUUGAGAUAAUUUCCCACAAACCAUCACUGUGAAAAAA